Molecule: messenger RNA, 273 nt
Organism: Aspergillus neoniger CBS 115656
Lineage: Eukaryota; Fungi; Ascomycota; Eurotiomycetes; Eurotiales; Aspergillaceae
Exons: 4
Coding region: 1-273 (90 amino acids)
Source: RefSeq, a predicted model, not a curated record
AUGACACCAGCAGUGGAAUCCUUCAAAUCACAGAAGGACAACACUAAACCCCAAAAUGACAGUCGAAAGACAAACAAAGAGAAAUCAGUGCAUGAGCUUCACAAAGACGAGCCUCAUGGAUUAGGCUCAGGCUCCCACCAGCAAACUUCUGGUUCCCCUGUGACCGUCAGAGCAGAUGACUUCGAUUACUUGCACGCCGCUCCUGGAGCUUUCAAGUGCGCUUUGUGCCGCCAGUGGCACACAAAGAGAUGUCCGUGGUUGAUCAAUUAUUAG